This is a messenger RNA of Podarcis lilfordi (Lilford's wall lizard), 6673 nucleotides long. Lineage: Eukaryota; Metazoa; Chordata; Lepidosauria; Squamata; Lacertidae. The record is from the annotation of a GenBank genome assembly.
AUGAGUUCUAGCCCCACAUGUCAGCAGAUAGGUGAAGUGGCUCCCUUCAGUUAUCCUGUAUCUGAUAAAGGAGGACUUUAGACCACAAAAGUUUAUGUUGCAACAAAUAUGUUUGUCUUUAAGGAGUCACAAGACUAUUUGUAUUUGUGUUUGCUGUAACUGACUUGCGUUUGUUACAAGCAAAGGAAAAGGUCUGACAGACAUGUUACCGUCAGGCAAAACAGCCAACCAGCUACGAAAGGGUGGAACUGCAAAAACAUGAGAGGGUUGAUCAAGCACCUGGCAGGCCACAGGACUGGUGAACUGCAUUUGUCUUUGCUUUUGCCGCUUAUGGCAACAGCUCGACAAGAUUCCUAUCCUGCAAUGAAUGUGAAUAAGUAUGGUUCCAAGAGUAGAACUCCUUUGAACUGUGGUGUACAUCCUGCUUCUUUUCUUUUACUUGGUUAAUACCACCAUCUAGCUCACUCUAGAGGCACUACUAUCAGUUGGGCUGUGUUCCUAGUCUGUGGUCCUUAGCACUGCCUUAGUUUUUUACACCCAUCAAUCCUAGAAAUUGCUCUUUUAUAAUCCAUUGACAGAAGCUGACAUCUGCUUUGAAACUAGCAUUAUAAAAACACUUCUGAUUUUGGGAAGCCAUGGGAACGGACCCCAGGGUUGGGGAGACAGAAAUUUUGGAUAAAAUUGUAAUAUAUGUAAUAAUGUCUGUCUUACCAGUCCUACACACCAAAUGAUUACAAAUAUACCCAGUGUUAGAGAUUGGCUUUUAAACCACUACACCAUAAGAUACAUGAGCUUACCUUUGUUGCCUGCUGACAGAUAGCAGGUGUGUGUAUUAAAAUAGUAGGGAGGAAUGUGUCCUUUGACACCUUUUUAAAAAGUCCAGUCUCCCGGUCUCCCACCCCCUUUUUCAUUAGAUUAUUCAUCAAUUAAUCAGAUCCCCCCCAUUAAUCCUCAGUGUCCUACGAAAAGGGGAGCAGGAUCAAAUAAGGUCAUCAUUCCAAGGUGACUUUAGAAAAAUUAAUUCCUGCUAAUUAUUUUAUUUUGUAUUGUGAUGACAUGUGGCUGGAACAAAGUAUCUCCAGCUAACACAGAAGUUACAAUGGCCUGAGCUGCCUUAUAUUAAUCUGAUGACAUCCUUCCAAACUAAUUAUGCCAACACUACAAUCUCUUUUUUAUAGAUAGAAAUUCAGUGCCCACCAUGAGCAGAAAAUUGUACAUUUUUUUAUGUGCUGCUCAGAACCCUUGGAACUGGAGUAAGUGGGGAGGACUAUCAAUGCAAAUACAUUGAUACAUUUCUGUUGUACAUUCACUGACUACGUGCCUGUUUGUUUCUCUUAUCUUUCCCCAGGGAUUCAUUACAGCAGUGCCGUUACUGUUGAUGAAGUAAAGGCCUUGGCUGCUUUGAUGACAUACAAAUGUGCUGUAGUGGGUAGGUUUGCACCAAAUGUGAAAAAUACUAGGACGGGCUCAACAGGCUAGGAGGUGGCACUACUGUAAUACCGUAUGGAUGAGAUACUCAGAAGAGUUAAUGCAUAUCUCAGAAAAACAGUAUGCAGUGCUUCUCAGACACUUUGAACUGGGACCCCUCUACAACAUAUAUAUUUUAUAUUUCAUAUUUAAUGUCAGUAUAAAUAUGCAAUGUGUAUUUGAAUAGAAUUUACAUAUAUUUUGGGAGGAAGGGAGGAAGCCUAUCUCCAAAAGGGUUCAUAUAACUGUAAUAGUGUGCUGUCAGCCCAGUGAAAGAAAGUUAUUUCUUGUAUGACACACCCUGGAAUAUGCUGGGACCAACAGUUUUAGAAGCAUUGUAUUAUGUACUUAAAGUACACAAUAGAAGUGUCUUUGUUGGCAUUUCUUGAAUUGAUGGAGUGGAGAUGAUGAAAACAGGACAGAAUGAAAUGGAGAGAAGAUUGGAAUGUUGGAGGAAAUUACCUCUGGCUUCUAUCUUUUGCUUUUCUCUGUUACACAUUUUAUUAAGUUUGUAGCCCACAUGAGCAUAAGAAGCUGCCUUAUACCAAGUCAGACUAUUUUCUCAGCUCGCUGAGUACUAUCUGCUCUUAACUGGCAGAGCUCCCUAGGUGUCAGACAGAGGUCUUUCCCAUCUGUACCCAAGGAAAAUAAAGUCCCAGGAACAAAUACUCAUGUCAGCUUUGUCCCCAUAUCUAUCUGAGCAAUACCAUCCUGGAGCCAACAAUAUCAGCCAUACAAUCAAUGACUUAUUCACAUGCAUGUGUUCUAACAUAAUAUACACUGGCAUCUGCCAACAAUGCCUUUUUGCCAUCUACAUAAGUCGAACAGGUCUGUCUCAAGGCAAGAGGAUAAAGGGACACAAAUUGAAUGUUAAGAAUGGUAACUGGUAUCCAAUGUGAAGUCAGCAAAAUCCUGGGAAUCAUUAUAAAAGUUAUUCAGGGCGUGUGCCUGGUUCGGUAACUUCAUUAGACCUCUGACAAAGUGAGUUGUGGCCCAUGAAAGCUUUUGUAACCAAUUACUAUAUUUGUACUGUGUUUUUCUUCCAAGGAACUCAGGGCGGGAUUCACUAUUCCCCCCACCCACCCACGUUUUACGCUCGCAACAACUCAAUGAGGUAAGUUAGGCUGAAAUACAGCAGGUAGCCAAGAGUCAGCCUGUGUGCUUUAUAGCUGGCUGAAGAGGGGAUUUGAACCUGAUCACUGAAAUCCUAGAUCAAUACGUGAUUGCUAUUCUGUGUCUUGGGUGCUAUAGCAUUCUUGUUUAUGCUGCAACAGAAUAACAUAGCUAUCCCUCUGGACUCCACAAAAUUAUUUGUUGUUGUUGAUUGUGGCAUCAUUAAGUGAAUAAUACUAACAUUUUGUUUGGUGGGUGGUGGACUCUUGGAUACCAGCUUUUCAUCAGAAUGUGUAUCCUGCUAACACAUUUGUUUGUGCAGGUUUAGGAGAUGGCAGCCUGCCAGUUUCCCUUCAGUCCUCGAGAAAUACGUUUGUCCCCUAAGCAAUCCUUCCCUCAGGUUAAAAAACUUGGCUAGCUGUUCAUGUACCAGGAACCGUGUCUAAGUCACCUCUAUUGAAUUAAGUUUGCUGAGCAAUCCCCCAAGGAAUACUUGGCUUACUCUAAUUAACUUGCCAAGAAAAUUAAACUAAGAGGGGAAGCCCUCUGGUCCUCGGGGAAUGUUGUCUUUGUGAAUUGUUUUUCCUUGCCCAAUAAAUCAAGUUUAAAUUUUCCUCGAAGAAAUCAGCUGAGGCAGGAGCUGAACUCUGAGCUCCAGCGGGGAGAGCUCAGCUACUGUGUAUGCAUUCUGUAUUCAUCUUUCUCCUAUUUAUUCUUGGCAGCUAACCUGGAACGGGUUGUGCUGUCAAUUUGGCUGUUGUCUUGACUGUAGCUCUCAUCCUAAGAGAACACUCUUACCAAAGUUGUCAUGUUUGGUUUUCGGUGCUCCUGUGGAUUUUUCCUUGGAAAAGUUCGUUCAUACAACUGAUAUUUUGAUGAAAGCAGGGGCAGACUUUGAUAAUCUUUUGCAAUAUGGUGCCCUGUUCGAGGCCAAAAUUUAGUGCCCCCAAAUGAAUCUUCUCAAACUUACACCCCCUUGGCUCAAUGCCUGUGGGGGGGAACCAUCCACACUGCCCUAAAUCCAGUGCUGGUGAAGAGAAAGUUAAAAUGUUAGAUGAUACAAGUGGUUUAGAUAUGGGUCCUUCUGUAAACAUUAAUAGCAGAAAGGAAACACUGUCCACUUAUGGGACAAAGGACAAGCCUUUCUGAGCAAUCAAAGCUUAUCAUCUUAAGACAUUGGUUCAGUGGAAGGUUAAUCGCUUUUUUCCUACUGUUAGGCAUCCCUAAAACUCUUGCCUUGGAUGUCAGGCUAGACAAACUGAAGUGUGUUUCUCAUUCCACAAUCAUGGCACUAUAGUUGAAUUUCGAAAAGCUUAGAAGCUGGAAAGCAGCAUCCUCAAAGUGCCUUGCAAUAUCCUCAUCUCGGCUACUAUUGAGAAACAACUUACAAUGGAGAAUGCUCCUCGUUUGACCAGACUGAUGCGCUUAUAUGCAUUUAUUAAGCAUGGAGCAAGUGUAUGUCAAUAUUCUGACUAGGCAGUAGCUGACUGAUCAAAUCCACUCUUUUUAUGUUGGGUGAGCUUCCUAACAGAAGCAUCUCACUGGGGCAGAGCAGCUGUGCUAGCUUCCUGUCAGGUAGGUCCUUGCUGCUCUCCUGGAAGGAGGCGGUGAGGUAGUAGAGAGGUUGGCAUGAUGCAAAUGCGCCAGCAGAAGCACUGAAUUGGCUCCGCUAGUAUGUUUGCACAAUGCAGCUCUGCAAUUUCUCCCCUUUCCCUCCUGUGACCAACAGUGAUCUGCUGGGAAGCUAGUUUACCAAGCAAGCCACUUCUGUUCUCUAAUGCACAAAGCUGGCAAAAGGAGAAAAAUUGUAGUGUGUUCAGGUUUGCAAGCAACCAGUUUUCCCUGUACGAGAAUAUCCCUAGCAACGGAUCACAAGUGAUUUAUUCUGGAGGCUCUUGAAGGAAUCUAAUCAAGAGCUGCCAGAACUAUAACUGGAAAUGCAUGGAUCUUUCUCUUAGAGAUGCAAUAAGUAACAUGAUGGGACUCUUCAGUUCUGGGACUGAGUCAAGCAGGAACAUGUAGAACAGCUUUUAUUUUUUACUUACUUUUUUCCUCAUCUCAGCAUUGUUUGCAACAUUAUGACAAUAACAGUGAGUAAAAGAUUAGGCUCUGCCCAAUCCAUGUGCGGAGAGAAAUUACAGAGUCUGAAUAUCCGGUUAUGGGUUGCUAAAAACUUUGAGUUCUUAUCUGUGCUGCAGAACAUAUGCGACAGCAGAUUACAGCUAAUGAAAAUGUGGCCCCAUAAUCAUAGGAGAUAAUAAUAAUAAUAAUAAUAAUAGUAAUAAUAAUAAUAAUUUUAUUUAUAUCCCGCCCUCCCCAGCCGAAGCCGGCCUCAGGGCGGCUAACAACAAUAAAACAGUACAAAAGUACAGCACGAAUAACACACUAAAAUCAUUCAUUAUAAAAUUAAUUAAUUCAAGCCACUGGCAACCAUUGGGCCAGAGCUCCGCGAAGAUUGCCGAGGGAGGGAGUCAGGCUGUGCCCUGGCCAAAGGCCUGGUGGAACAGCUCUGUCUUGCAGGCCCUGCGGAAAGAUGUCAAGUCCCGCAGGGCCCUGGUCUCUUGUGACAGAGUGUUCCACCAGAUCGGAGCCACGGCCGAAAAAGCCCUGGCUCUAGUUGAGGCCAGCCUAACUUCUCCUCUGUGGCCUGGGACCUUCAAGAUGUUUUUAUUUGAAGACCGUAAGUUUCUCUGUGGGGCAUACCAGGAGAGGCGGUCCCGUAGGUACGAGGGUCCUAGGCCGUAUAGGGCUUUAAAGGUUAAAACCAGCACCUUAAACCUGAUCCUGUACUCCACCGGGAGCCAGUGCAGCUGGUAUAGCACCGGGUGAAUGUGAUCUCGCAGCGAAGACCCCAUAAGGAGUCUCGCUGCAGCAUUCUGCACCCGCUGGAGUUUCUGGGUCAGUCUCAAGGGCAGCCCCACGUAGAGCGAGUUACAAUAAUCCAGUCUGGAGGUGACCGUCGCGUGGAUCACAGUGGCUAGGUCAGGGCGAGAGAGGUAAGGGGCCAACUGCUUAGCUUGGCGGAGAUGGAAAAAUGCCGCCUUUGUUGUAGCUGCAAUCUGCGCCUUCAUGGAAAGGGAGGUGUCGAAGAUUACACCCAAACUCUUAACGGACGGUGCUGGCACUCAUUGCGCCUCGCAAGAGAUGGGAGUUGCCCCCAAUCCCAUAUCGUCCCGUCCCAGCCACAGGACCUCUGUCUUCGAAGGAUUUAGCUUCAACCGGCUCCCACGUAACCAUCCAGCCACAGCUUCCAAACAUCUGGUCAGUGUGUCUGGGGCCGAGUCAGGAUGGCCAUCCAUCAACAGAUAGAGUUGGGUGUCAUCGGCAUACUGAUGGCAACCCAGCCCAAAACUCUGGACAAGCUGGGCGAGGGGGCGCAUAAAGAUGUUGAAAAGUGGUACCUUUGGGGAUGGGGAUGUGUGUGUUGGGCAUACUAUUCUCCAUGACAUUCCUCCUCCAUUUAAAAUAUGUAGUUCAGUGCAGUCUUCUGUAUAUAAAUUUCACCUAGUCCUUAGAGCAGUGGUUCUCAAACUCCCCCACCCAAACCAUUUCCAAAUUGCUGGGCAUCUUGGCUUAAUGAUUUUUCUACCUCUUUUAGCAUUUUUAAUUUGCCGUGCUAGACACUGUAUGGUUUUCAAUUUUAUUUUUACUGCUGAUCUCAUUACUUAAAUAUUGUAUUGCAAUUACAAUAAAAUAAAAUACAAUUGAAGAAAUAAAAGCAAUACAAAUACAACUAAAAACCAUACAGUGUUUUUUUUUUCUUAUAGGGUGCCUCAGAGAAAGGAAUUGUACACUCAGGAUUAGCUUUCACCAUGGAAUGUUCAGCCAAGGUAGGUGUCUAUUCACUCAAUAUUUUUCUCUUUUCACUAUUUUCACAGGACAAGCCAUCACUAUCCUACAGAUACCUCUCUAAUAUCCUUCUCUAUUCUUCUAUAACAUUCAUUAUAAUAUCAUCAGAAUAGUGCUCAUUGGCAUUAAUUCCUUGUAACCCACCAUUUUCUAAGUUUUGGCUUAGGACAAGAGUACCGGGACAUGCUAAUUUCUAUUUAUGUUUUAUCUUCUAGAAAAUCAUGGGUGCAGCCACAAGGUAUAA